Messenger RNA from Oryzias latipes (Japanese medaka), 2471 nucleotides. Its product is annotated as G-protein coupled receptor family C group 5 member D. The record is from RefSeq and is a predicted model, not a curated record. Gene Ontology annotation, cellular component: plasma membrane; intracellular membrane-bounded organelle; signaling receptor complex. Gene Ontology annotation, biological process: G protein-coupled receptor signaling pathway. Lineage: Eukaryota; Metazoa; Chordata; Actinopteri; Beloniformes; Adrianichthyidae. Gene Ontology annotation, molecular function: protein kinase activator activity; G protein-coupled receptor activity.
GUUUUAUGUUAAUCAAAGAGUGUCGUUACAAGCAGGCUAUUAGAAACUAUAAAGCUUUGAUUUGCUUUCAGUCACAGAGCAUUAGCAGUGAGAUCAGCCUGAACUGAACACACCCUUCACACUUGUUCAGGCAUGAGCUGCAGUCCUCCGUGUGAGCUUGUAAAAGUCCACAAGCAUUCUGGUCUGGCAAUCUUUGCACGUGAUGAAACUCUCCCCCAGGCAAUCCAAUUGAUUUCUAAUGUUGUUUUUGUGAUUUUCCCCGUAACUAAGACAGCAGCUGCUCCCACUCAGAGCCACAGAGAUGAGUCAGCCGUGAGGCCCUUCCCAGACGCCAACGUUCACACGGACAACACCUCACAGUGGCUCCAGACCCUCUGAUUGCUCCAAACACUAUCGACAAUUGGGAUGCAAAUGACUCUGGUGCUGUCCUGACUUCCAGGUGUUGGAGCUCCUCCUAUGUUGUCAGGGAGGGACACAAAGGAGAGGAACCGCCUGGAGGUUUUUGUGAUGAGUCUGGGUGCAGGCUUAGAUCAUCUGUGUAAGGUGAGGUGAAAACACCAGUUUUUCUUUUUAGCCUUCAAUUUAUUUGACAUGAUCAGACCAUCGCCAUAGGAGGCUGAGCGAUCUCAAUACCCAACUUUGGGUUUAGCUUCCAGGAAUUUCUAUCAGAGACAGAAAAGGAAUAUCAGCCUCAAGGAGAGUUUUUCCUGAAAGGAUUUGGGACUUCUCAGGUGAUCAUGGCCUUUUCUAUCAAAAAGUCCCUUUGGCUCGUCCUCGUCUUUGCGCCUCUGAUCUGUUUAUCCCAGUCGUCCACAAACAGCUCCGUCAGCCCUGCGUCCUCCACCUUCUCCUCAAACAAUACUUACCUGACGGGCGUGCGAGGCUGCGGUGCCAAACUGGAUCCGAUAUACAGGUUCCUGUGCGACCGUCGGGCAGCAUGGGGGAUCGUGGUGGAGGCUCUGGCCUCCACGGGUUUCCUCUUCAGCGCGGGCCUCCUCUUCUGCCUGCUGGUCAGGUUCCUGUGCACAUGUGCGUCGUCCUGCCGUCUCUGGAGCAACAGCUUCGGGGGGACAGUCCUCUGCAUAUCCCUGUUCCUGCUGGCCACAGCUGGGAUCUUUGCCACCACCUUCUCCUUUAUAAUUCAACACACGCAACUGACCUGCCCCGCCAGGAUCUUCCUCUUCAGCGUUCUCUUUUCGCUGGCCUUCUCCUGCCUGCUGGCCCGCUGCUUGGCCAUGCUGGGCUUCGCUGCCGCCCGUGGGUGGGGCGAGGCCGCCAUGGCUUUAGGGCUCUCGGCGGUGCAGGUCAUCAUCUCCACUCAGUGGUUGAUCAUCGUGCUGGUCAGGGACAAGAAGCCCUGCGAGUACAGCCAGCCGGAGUUCGCCAUGCUGCAGAUCUAUGUGCUGUGCCUCAUGGUCAUCAGCUUGAUCAUGUCCUUCCACAUCCUGUGCCGCUCCUGCUCUAUGCACAGCUACAGCUACACAGGGCCCACCAACCAGCAGUGGAGAAUGCAGGCAGCACUGAUCUGCAUCACCCUGCUCCUGUCUGCCUCCAUCUGGGUGGUGUGGAUCGCUAUGCUAACCAGAGGAAACCUUGAGAUCGGCCGUCAACCCACCUGGGAUGACCCUGUGCUGAGCAUUGCCCUGGUGGCCAACGGCUGGGUCUUGCUGAUGGGACAUGGACUGGUCCAGGUGGCAUUCUUCUGCAGUGGAGAGGCCAACUCCAACGACAUCCCACUAAACUUCAGAGGCUGGACGAGCUCCAACCCCGACACCGCGGGGCCGGGGAGUCCGAACGGAGGGAGGGAAAAUGGGAGGCAUGAGACUGAGAGCAACAUCAACCAAGACAGGACUGAUCCAAAACUGCGAUCCCCCUAUGAGUCCGGCUUCUCCAUGGAGGAGAUCGACCCUGCCAAGGACUACACCAUUCCCCGCCCUAAGACCACCAACUACACCGAGCCAUAUGAUUAAUAGCUGAGACAGCCGGGCGACCUUUAGGAUGCAAGGGUCUGAUUUGUAGAACUGUAAAUAUGAUCAUGUAUAUAGUGGAGAGGACAUGGGGAUGGAGCCGCCAGGGCCUUCAUCAGGGAGACAGGGCAGCUCUCGUCUGAUGGGAAAUCUGUGACAGCUGGAAGCCAGUGUUUCAGGCGUGUGCGGGCUGCAUGGUGCUCAGAGAUGGUUCAUACUGGCCCCCGAAGUGGUAAAGGAGAUGUAAGGAGAUGUGAAACUGUCACUCUGGAGGUGUUGAGCUGCUGCGGAGCGCAUGGGGGCCGGCGUCUGACAACACCACUGCUCAGGAAGGCUGUCAACUCUGCAUGGCGGCUUGGUUCUUCACUGGUUUUUAUCUGAAGGUCUGCUGUUGCUCCUGUGUGAAAAUAAACCCACUAAAGGACUUGUGAAAACCACAGAGAGAUGCUUUUUUGAUUGUCGAGUGUUUGCAUUAAUAAAAAAUGACCUGAUGAAGCUCUAAAA